AUGAACCAUCACUCUGCCUCUACUGGAUUCUCCUCUCAUUUGGUGGAUACCGUAUAUGAAUCUCCACUCUCUGCCUUCACCGUGCACUCAUUUCACUCGAGGGAUACUGUACAUGGACUUUCGCUCAAUCUCUACUGUGUUCUCAUUUCACUCAGUAGUUUACCGUUCAUGGACCUUAAAUCCGUCCCUACUGGGUUCUCCUUUCAUCUAAUGGCUACCGUACAUGGGAAUGCAUUCCGUCCCUACAGUUUUGUCAUCUUAUCCUACGGAUUUCAAUUUAGUGACAGAUACAUAGGCCCUCACUUUUUAUCUACCCUAUUUUCCUCCUAUUUCCAUAAAUGGACCCUAAUAUGUUCUCUAUUCAUUCAAUGGCUACUGUAUAUGAACCAACACUCUGCCUCUACUGGAUUCUCCUCUCAUUUGGUGGAUACCGUAUAUGAAUCUCCACUCUCUGCCUUCACCGUGCACUCAUUUCACUCGAGGGAUACUGUACAUGGACUUUCGCUCUUCUUUGAAGAGAGUAGAGAAAGAGGGCUUGCCCGACGCCAGUAUGACAUCCCGACAGCGAACGAAGUAGCAGUGGUUUAUGUUGGAGACGACAAUGACGUUCCUGCUACGAGAAGCCUUGCUGUUCAUUUGCGCAGACCGGAAGGUGAGCAGCUGAUGAACAUUCGCGACAUCGACAAGAUUUGUGACCCCCUCACAUAUCCCCUUCUUUUUCCAACGGGCACAGGAGGAUGGGAUCCAACUCUAUCAAACAACGUCGGCGAACGGGUUACUCAGAAGAGCAACUACUCUUACUUGAUAUCGAUACGAGACUCAUUCAAUCCGAUAUUACAUGCAGGAAAGCUCUUCCAACAGUUUGUGGUAGACGCGUAUCAAUCGUUCCAAGACGCCAUGGCUAUCGUGGCGCGUUUUGGUAAACCAACAUACUUUAUAACAAUGACAUGCAAUCCACAAUGGAAAGAAAUACAGGAAAAUCUGUUCGGUGGACAAACGCCAUCCGACAGACCAGACUUGGUAUCGCGCAUAUUCAAUGCAAAAUUAAAGGAGCUGUGCUCCGAUUUGUUCAAAAAACAUGUGCUUGGUGAAGUGCAAGCAUAUGUUUAUGUGGUAGAAUUCCAGAAGCGCGGCUUGCCGCACUGUCAUAUGUUGCUGAUUAUGAAGGAAGGAUGGAAGAUACGCACGCCUGAAGAAUGUGACAAUGCAGUCAGUGCCGAAAUCCCCAAUCCGAGAUUAGAUCCAGAACUGCACAAUGCCAUAACUUCUUACAUGAUUCACCGAAAGUGCGGCCUAGCAGAUCCUCGCUCACCGUGUAUGGAAGGUGGAUCAUGCUCGAAGCGAUUUCCGAAACCUUUACGACACGAGACAUCAAUAGAAGGCGACGGAUAUCCUUUCUACAAAAGACGUGGUCUAUAUCCGUUGGAAAUCCAUGGAUCAUCUUAUAAUGACGAGUGGAUUGUGCCUACAAAUCCUUACUUGAUCCUGAAGUUCAACUGUCAUCUGAACAUGGAAAUUUGUGGAACGACUUCAUCCGUCAAAUAUCUCUACAAAUACAUUUUUAAAGGACCAGACCGUGCAAACCUCAACAUCGAAAGUGCGAAUGAGCACGAUGAAAUAAGACAACAUCUCAACACGAGGUAUGUAUCCGUUCCUCAAAGCGUAUACAGGAUCUUCGGAUACCCGCUGCAAGGCAAGUCGCACACGGUCUAUAGAUUAGCAGUGCAUCUGCCAGAUUUUCAAACUAUAUAUUUCGCUCAAGGAAGAGAAAGGGAAUCCCUGAGUCGAGCGCAAGAAUCCAACACGACGUUGACGGCAUAUUUCCAACUUAACGCUCGAUGUGCUGAAAUCUUCGACGGCACAUCCCGGCCGGGGUCAUCUGUGGAUGCCAGGAAUCUCUACUACUUCCAAAUUCCUGAGCAUUUCACGUUUAGUCGAAACCGAGGAUGGACGCCUAGAAGGGGAGGUGGAAAGCAACUCGGACGAAUGUAUACAGUCUCACCAAGGGACACUGAAAGAUAUGGCCUUCGGAUCCUUCUAGUCAACACAAGAGGGAAGACAUCUUUCGAGGAUAUUCGUACUGUUAAUGGGACACUAUACCCCACUUUCGUCGACGCAGCGAAAGCUGCUGGCUUCUUAGAUGACGAUACUUACCUGCGCCAAAGCCUUCAAGAAGCAGUCCAGUACCAAUCUGCCGCAACAAUUAGAAGUUUUUUCGCGUGCUUGAUGUGUUUCUGUAAUGUUCUCCAAGCGCAAGAUCUAUGGGACGAAUUUGCCGAAGCGAUGUCUGAGGACUUCGUCCACCAAGGAGUAGACAGGGAACUGGCGGUCUCCUUCGCGUACUAUGACGUUUUCGAUAAAAUGAACCUGCUUGGGAAGGAUUUGGCGCAAAUCGUAACUCCGCCAACGCGUGACCGUCCCUCAUUACCAAGCGUUCCUAUUGACUAUGAAGGUCAUGAAAGAGAAGGCAAUGCCCAAUAUGAAACUCUCAAUGCUUUGCAGAAGGCGGCGGCAGACAAUAUUCUUGCUGCUUUGGAGGGUAGCGGAAAUAAAUGCAUCUUCGUCGACGGACCAGGAGGUAGUGGGAAAACAUAUCUGUACAACACAUUGUACAAUAUGGCGCUCGGAAGAAGACGACAUGUAAUAUGUGUGGCGUGGAUCGGAAUAGCCGCUAAUCUAUUACCUGGAGGGAGGACAGUAAACUCAACCUUCAAGUUGAACAUUACUGAUGAGAACCGUUCCUCCCUAAUGAAACGACAAGAGAGAGAGGCCCAACAACUUAUGUCAGCUGACAUGAUUAUAUGGGAUGAGUUAUCCAUGGCUCCGAAGGUCGCUCUGGAAGCAGUAGAUACGCUCUUGAAAGAUAUAAUGCAAGUCGAUGUUCCCUUCGGUGGAAAAGUUAUGGUGUUGGGUGGCGACUUCAGGCAAGUUCUACCUGUAAUAGAGCAUGGCCAGCGUGAAGACAUUGUUGCGGCUUGCGUUCUUAGGUCCAACCUUUGGCCGUUGUUCUCCAUCUAUCACCUGAACGUCAACAUGAGAGCGCAAGCUGGAGGAAGUGCGUGGCAGACACGUCUCUUGGAAAUCGGAAACGGCGAUGCAAAUGACUCCGAUGAUCGCGUUUCAGUACCAAACACAAUGAUGUGUGUGACUGACAUUGUCACGGAAAUUUUCGGCAGUGUUAUAGAUCCAAGUAGCACUUCACAGCUAUGUGAGUGUGCUAUAAUAGCGCCUAAAAAUAUUCAUGUAAACCAUUUGAACGAAAGCGCAUUGGAUCGCCUCCAAGUAGUUAAUCCUGAAGACGAGAGGCUGUACAGAAGUAUCGAUGAAGCGAUCCACCCUGAAGGACAGAGUGACCCCCUUUUCCCGAUUGAGUACCUGAACUCUUUGACGCCGACGGGAAUGCCGCCACAUAAUUUGCUUCUGAAGAAAGGCACUGUCGUCAUGCUUUUGAGAAAUCUAGACGUCGCCAAUGGGCUCUGCAACGGGACAAGGCUCAAAAUUGAAACAUUGGGCCGUUUUACUUUGGGAUGUCGAUUUUUCAAUAGGGAACGCAACGGUCAACUAGCCAUUAUUCCGAGAAUCGACAAUUACUGGGACAAAAGAACGCCCUUCCGUCUGCGUCGAAGGCAAUUUCCUAUUCGUGUGGCUUUUGCGACGACUAUUAAUAAGGCCCAAGGCCAAUCUUUUAGCAAAAUCGGUGUCUACCUUCCAGAAGACGUGUUUGCUCAUGGACAGCUUUACGUCGCCCUCUCAAGAGCGAGGACACCUGAAGGGAUCAAGAUUCAAUCCUCGACGCCCUUGCUGAAGAAUAUUGUGUAUACCGAAGUGUUGCUUUGA
Molecule: messenger RNA, 3837 nt
Organism: Haemonchus placei
Lineage: Eukaryota; Metazoa; Nematoda; Chromadorea; Rhabditida; Trichostrongylidae
Source: the annotation of a GenBank genome assembly